CAACGAACCCAACUGGCAGCCAUGAUGUAGACGUCGUCCUGUUCGCGUGCUAAACUCCUUCGUCUCGUGUGAAAAUGUGCAAACAAAUAUUUUAUUGUUUGAAGAGCAUGUAAAUACUUCAACUUACUAAAAUGGCAACUCCGACACAAGAAUCGUUCGAUGUUGGCCCGAUGGACGACGGUUUACAGGACCUUGGAUUACCAGUGCCAAUUCAAACAUUCCUUUGGCGUCAAAUAGCUCCUUUUAUUCGGCCAAAACUUGGAAAAUUACACGAAGCGAGUUGUAUGUUUUGUCAACAUGCACCAGGACAUCAUGAAUUGAAGGAAGCUUGCAAGUCUUUCGAGAAGGUCCUAGUUCAGAAUAUACAAUUCGGCCUAUCACCGUCGUUAACCGAGGCAUUGAAGUCGAUCCCACGAUGGAGAUUACUUCAGGCGGCUUUACCACAUCUAAUGCAUUGUGCAGGAGCUUUACUUCAUAACAGGGUGAAGGAUCUUCAAGCGCUUGGUGCAGCCGAAGUGAAAUUGCUGUAUACAAUGCAAUGGAUUCUCCUAUAUGCUUCAGAGGAGUGUGCUGAUGCUGAAGCCGAAGAUUUUCCUGCUCUGAAAGACCCAACCAACAGAACUAACCAGUACCUCUUUUCUGUGCCAACGAUUACACUUUUUGUAUACAUAUUUGCGCCAAUUGUACACCACCUUAAAGAAUCGGACUUCCAGAAUUUUCGACUAGAAAAUGGUAUCAAACUAUGGCAAGGUAUGUGGGAGUAUCGAGCUCCCGGAGCCCCUUGUUUUAUUGCACCGGUCAAGCCGAAAGCCCGAAAUCUAUUAAGUCCUCCGAGCCCUAGGGAGUCAUCAGAUGUUUUUCCACCAAGAAAUCAAUCUGAUCCAAAUGCAAUGUCGCCAACUGCAGACUCACCGCAAAGUAUCUCAUUUUCAGAUACACCCAAGCAUGAAGAAGAAUGCUCCUGGGUAUCUUCCCCAAAAGAUUUUAUGUUCCCUGAAACAAUUCCUGAGGAAGCAUCAAGCCUCGAUGAGGAACGUGUGGUUAUAUUCCGUCUGCCAGCAGGACCUCUCCUAAUGGACCCAUCCUUCUAUACUGCCGAUGCCAGCUUGCUACAGAAAUCUCAAAGUCGCCGAGGAAGUAAACAAUCUAUUCAUACACAGCAGGCUUCGCAAUAUCCCACUCGAUUUGACUUUGACCAUGAAAAAAUACUGGAGAAGACAGCUAGUAAACCAAAAACGGAACAAAUAAAGACGAGUUCUUCUACAGAAAAGGAUUCAACCGAUGCUGACCCAAAGAGUCCAGUCUACAGGAAGUAUGAUGUGGCAGCGGCUACAUUCAUGGAUGUCGCUGUCUUGCGUUGUCUGUUUAUCUCGCACUGGCAAGAAGAGGGGGUUUAUUGGAGCCUACACUUUUUAUAUAACAGGCUACGUGACAUCAGCGAAGAGACUAUAAUCCCCCAACAGCAGCCCCGGAAGAGAUCAAAUUCAUUGCCAAUACCUCAAAUUGAAAUUUCACUGUAUCAAGGACCUGGCAGUAACAGCCGAGAUAGUCCAAGUGGAAGCUCAGUAACAAAAGACUAUAUUGAGAUUCCAGAACCCCCUAUAGCAGCCCUACUCACAGAUUCUCCAUUUAAUCCCAUUGGGAAAUCAGAUGAUAGUAGUUCAACCACUGGACGACGAGGCAGUGAGAAGAAGAAACGCGUGAAAAUGGCUGAUAUUAGAGCCUUUGUAGAGACGAAAAUGUUUUCGAAAUCAGACAGAGCACUAGAAAAAGUUGGCCUGGACACUGGUGCCAAUGGGAAGUCCUUGCAACAUGCUGAUUAUCAUCGCAGCCUAGACACUGGCGAAAAGAAAUUGUCGCGCUCAGCAUCUAUGAUAUCCCGUGAACCUACCAGCAAUCUCAUCAAAGGAAAGAGUAUGCCCAGUUUAAGCUGUCUUCUAGAUAGCGGAUUUUACAGAUACGUUGAACCUCAAAAGCCGAUGAGAACGUCGCAGUCGACUGGGAUGAAAACUACAUUCUUCACGAGGAAUCCAAUCAUCACUGUAACUGAGCAUACACCGACUCCAUCUCCGGAUUAUUUGAAACGACAGGGUUCCAUUGACUCCCAACUUGACGUCUUAAGCAACGGUGGAAGCCUCAGUGGAGGAGGAUUCAGAAGUCACAUGCUUAGAUCCCACACAGACUCACAUAUUGACUACAGUGGAGCUGAUGAAUCAGAGGCACCAGGAUCAUCGUUCUACAUAACCAGGGAUGGGGGUAUCGAUUAUGAAGUAGUUUUGCUUUCAGUUUUCUCCGUAUUCAAGCGUGACUCGAAUGUCUGCUCGUUGAGGGUGUUGGAAGCUGGUUUGAAUAUAUGCGAACUUUUAUUGGACCUAGGUGUUCUGAAAUUGGGGGAUCAUGCCCAUGAAAUAUCAAUGGGUAUCGUCAGAAGGGCGCUUCUUCAUCUGGGUUGCCCUCAUGGGUGUAAUGAUGGAAUACGUGGACCGCCUGCAGAAUUCUUGCGUGUUCAAUGUCAGAAAAUAUUGUCCCGGAUGCUGCGGCAAGUGUCCUCUCAGACAAAAAGUUAUCUCCGAAAAAUGGUGAAAACUUCAACAAUACACGAAAUAGUUGAUUUCUUCCAUGCCUUCGUUGGCUUCUGCGUUGAUCCUAGUUCUUUACUUUCGCCCUUGAAUCAUAAACGUUCCUCGAGUGGGUUAAAAAAUCUUACUCCUGAUCUUGGCGGCGUAACACCAGGCGGCCAAGGUGGAUAUUCAACGAAUUUCAGCGGCGGUCUGAGUGGUGGAGCUGAAAGUCAAGUGAUAACUGCAGUAUUUAAGGUUCUCAUAACACGUUUUGUGGAAGCCAGCAAGGAACUCAGGAGUCAAGAGAAUCUGGCGCUAUAUUGUGAUAUUCGCCAGUUAGUUACUUAUGUGAAAGGAGCUCACGGGGGACCAUUCAGGAGAGUAGCACUCAGUGGAAUAUUAGCUGUAACACCAAGGCCACACAAGAAAGUACCAUGCAUGCAGACCACACGAGUUAUAAGGCAUAUUCCACAGAGCGAAUGCCAAAACAAUCAACAGGACGACAAUCGAAGUCAAAGGAAGCUAUUUUUCAAAAAACGCAGUACUUCUUCUACUUGCGCGGUGAGUCUCCUAGAAACAGAAAAUCUUGAAGAACAAUGUCGCAUCAGCCAAAGUCCUUUGGGUAACCUUCGGCGCAAAGCAACUAGUAUUCGACCCACACUUACUCCCAGACACAGCGAACGUGCUCUUCUGUCUGAUUCCACCUCAAGUUCGGAGAGAAACUCAGUAGGACGCCUGAGCGGAAUCGUUCGAUGGUUCAGAGGGGCUUCCAAGGAAAGAUGCUCUGUAGACUUGGAAUCUGGAAUUUUUAAUCCAGAUUUAGCUUCGACGUUUAUAAGGCACGGUUCAUUGAAAGUACAAGGACGUCGAACUGGUGAAGGCAUUGGACGUUCACUACAACGAGCCAGAAGGAGGGUUGAGCGCAGACUGAACCGAAUUGGAAUUGGAAAAGGAAAGAAGAAGGUGGGAGGGACUGAGGAGGCUGCGGGAAGUUAUCUAAGUCGACGAAGCUCAUCUGAACUGGGUGAAGGGCCUAAGGAAUCUGAAGUGGUGGUUUUAAAGGAGCGAAGGCUGAUUCCAGUUGAACCAGUUCGUGAAGGCAUGAUGAGGCUUUCAUUUCUGCUUGAAACCUGUGCGCCCGGUACUUUUCCUGAUCCACAACUGGUCGCCGCUGUUUUAGAUUUGCCACAAGCACCAAUAGCUGCACGUGCUGCAUUCCUUAUAGAAUGCGCCCACUUCGUUCACCUUUGUAAUCGGGGCAUGUGGCCAACUUGGAUGAAACAAAAUCUACAAUCAUUUCGACCAUCUGGAGCUAACAUCAACGCUAGAGCACCAUUGGCUUCCGGAGCUAGACGAACACAUGUCCUACAAAGGGCUGCAGGGAAAAUGUUUCACCAGUGGGCAGAAAUUCUUGGCGCCAGACUUGAAGACAUUGUCAACGCAGAAAAGAAUACAUUCGACCAGGUUAACUCUUCCCUAACAGACCCCGAAAAGCAACGAGAACUUCUCCAAACAGACGAAGAAGAGGACUUUUUGGAUGAUGCUUGCGUUAAUCCUCAUGGCAAUGAUUGCCCAUACGCCCUUAAACUCAUCGCCUGUGUCCUUCUUUACGAGAUAACGUCAUUUUUACGCGAAACAUAUCAAACACUUCCAAAAACCUCAAAACUGUCACAUAAGGACAAGCCUGCUCCUUGGGACAAAGUUUACAGGGAAGCGAAUCGAAGAUGGUCUAUGGCACUCAGUUCAAUGGGUCAUUCACAAACUUCGGCACAAAGUCUUCAAUCAAUUGCAGGAGCGCAAACCGAAAGGAAAAUUUCGUUUGUUCUACACGAACCAGACAAUGAAUCGGAAAAUAGUAGCAACACAACGGUGACUAUGCAAGGAGAGGAAGUGAACGCAGCUCAACGUAGACCAGUGGCUGCAGUUCGUCCCUUCCUCCUACGACGUGGUACAACUGGGGCUCCAACGGGUGGUUCCUUCAAAAGGCGUUCUCUUAAACUUCGUCGGGGGACGAAAGACGGCAAAGAUAUUGAGGCUGAUUACUCUAUUCAGUCUCGGCGCAAAGUUUCAUCUCUUUCUGAUCGAAGUGAUACAUCAGAGCCAGGAAUUGUAAGCGGUGGCGAGGAGUCACCGGGAAUAUUAAGCGACGAUCAACCACCUGAAUCGCCGACAGAUUCCAAUGAAUCAGAUGAGACAGCAAAGAAUAUGCCAUGGAUGAAAUCUGUUAUCGAAGUGAUGAAUUCUUUCAACUUUUAUUGUACACAUCGAGGAUUUUGCCACCCAUAUUGCUACCAAAGGCAUAUGAGGGCCUCAUUUAGGCUUAUAAAAGCAGUGAGAAAGAUUUAUGGUGAAGAAUUUGGAUUCAUACUAAACGCUGAGGAAAUAUCUCACGAAACUCGCUUCACGAAAACCAGGGAACAACGACCUCGCUCGACUAGAAAAGUAUCUGAGCAGAGCUCCGCGCAGACAUCACCCUCAAAGCGAAAAGAUAGCUUAUCGGCUAGGAAAGAAAGAUUAUUACAUGAUGACCCAGACAGUGAAUUUGCUGAAAAAAUAGCAAAAAAUAUAAAACAAGAAUCCGAAACCAAGAAGAAAGAUCUCCCUCCCAUAUUGAAAUAUGUUAAAAAUCACGUUCGAGAGAUAUUUCAUUUCCCAAUGGCGACUUUGGUGAAGGGUGCGGUAAUUCUAAAUGAAGAUCUAUUCACUGAAGCUCUACCAGCUGCCUGGGAAUUACUAUUGGAAACGAAUCAGGAGACUGCUGCUGUUUCAGCAUCAUUAUUUAUCUUGGGUUCUGUAAAAGCACCAAAUUUUGCGUCGGAUAUAAUGAUGCGAGCCUUGAAGCAUAAAGAUCCCAAUAUAAAAAUUGGGGCUAUUCUAAGAUAUCAAGUUUUGUGGAAAUGCAGAUUUCAAGUGUGGCCUCGGAUGGAGGAUGGAGCUCACGUGUCCUUCAAGGUUCCACCCCCAGGAAUAGAAUUUACUCUUCCUUCGCCUAAAAUUGGAAUUGAAAGCUUGCCAGUAGUUGAUCCACCAUGGAGCCCUCGACAGCAAACGAAAGAUAUGGAGGUCACUUUAAAUCAAGAAAGACAUCGUUCCCUAGUAACUGCCACCAAAACCAGGAAGAAACAACAAACUGAAGCUAUUCGUCAUGCUAUUCAACAGCAAGAGGACAAACAACGUGCCGAACGACAAAGUUUUCUGCUAACCACCAUUCCUAUAAAUCAGCAAGCAUCACAUGAACCAGGUUUGGACCACGCACCUGGCGAGGAUCACGUAGAAGGAGAAGAAGACGCUGACGGAACUAGAAUCGCUCCUCAUUUGCACGCAGCUCACUCUUUAUUCCCAUCGGUACUAUGCUCUUCAGUGAUGCAGAUCGUAGCCUGUCUAGAUGAUGCUGCUGUAGGCUCAGAUGGGAAUGCAGUUUAUGAAAUCGCCUAUCAGGUCAUCUGGCACUGUCUAGUAGAAGAUUCUGCCCUAUUUCUCAGAUAUGUGCUGGAAAGGUUAACAAGAGACCGACAGGAUCAAAUGUUCAAGCUUCUAAGGCAUCUUAUUCGGUUUGUUCCUCGACUCCCACAACAGGCAGCGUUUGCUCUUUAUAAUUAUAUCAUUGGAUAUGUUAUGUUCUAUGUGCGAUCGUCCCAUGAACAAAGUCAGGAGUUAGUCGGAUCAGCGCUUUCCAUUUUAUGGAUGGUUGUUCAUAGUGUUCAUGGAAUAAUGUUCAAGGAUUUGAAGCAAAUCCUUCGAAAAGAACAAUGCGAUGCUUCCAUUCUACUCACAGCUAAUGUCCCUGCAGCGAAGAAAAUUGUUGUUCAUGGUCCUUUUGACGACGAUGGACAUAUCCCAUCCCAAUUUCCUGUACAGGAGGAUACGUUGUUUUGUCAACUGCUAAAAGAAGCUUUAGAUUUUUACCCAACAGAAGAGAAGAGUCAUCAUCAAUAUUGUCUAAUUGACUACAAAACACAUAAACUGUUAAAUCCAAACUGGUACAUCAGGGAUCUAUAUUUCUUCAAACGUUCGCAAUACCCACAAGUUCGUCUUUUGCAAAUGCGAACCGACGAAGCGUUUCUCGCUCUCCAGAAACAAGAACUCAUUAAAAAGUUUGUUGAAAUUGGAAAAGUGCAUCUUACUUGGGCUAUUUUGAAAAACGUAGACAUGGUCGUUCAGCGGGUCGUUUUUCUUCACGAAGAAUUGAUGAAAUUACCAUCCUUCCCAAGGAAAGCUCUCGAAGCAGAUUUGGACCUCCAUGUUGGAGGUGAAUUUGGAAAGGAGCUUCAUGGACUAGAUGUCUUACAUAAAUUUAUGUGGGUCCGUUUGAUCGCUAGGAUGUUCGAAGCUAUGGCUGGAAAUUUCGCGUAUUCGGCUGACAUUCAAUUGUUUUUGAAUGUCCUAUCAGGGGCAGCUAUCCUUCACGCUGAGGAUUCUUGCAUCAUGCGAUACGUGAUGGCUACAUUUAUCAAUGCCGCCUUUAAUUUUAAAAAUAUAUUUUCGACUAAUGGAUACUUCAUGAUAAUGCCAACACUUCUUCAAAUCUACUCACUCCAUCAAACCAAUAAGCUAAUAACAACCACGAUUGAAUAUGCUGUUAAACAAUUCUAUCUUUUGAAUCGUAAACCCUUCAUACUGCAAAUGUUUGGAUCGGUUUCCGCUAUUUUAGAUACGGAUGAAGAGGGAACUUAUGGCGAAGCUCACAAAGUUCAAUCGAGCUGUCUCUUCAAUCUGUUACUAAGUUUAGAAGAUCCCUCUCCCGAUCCACUUAACAUUGCUGAAUUAGUGAAGGAACCAAAACCGCUGAAGGCAAUUGAUUUUUGCUACCACGAUGAAGAUGAAAUGGUGACCGUGUUGGAUUGCAUAACUUUAUGUGUCAUGGUCGUCUCCUACUCAGCAGAAAGCACUAGGGGAUAUCAAAUGCUGAUCAUCCUAGAGGCAAUAUUACCAUGUUAUAUGCAGCAAAUUCAGUCUCCAAGUUACAUACCCCUUCAAGGCAAGUCAGAACGAGAUAUUCUACUUCAACUAGCCGUAGCUAUUCGCACCAUGGUUCAUAACUGUGAAGGACUUGCUAAAAGCUACAAUGGACCAUACAGAAAUAGUCCUGAACAUAAAGGAUCCAGUCAAAGGAAUUGCAGUCGUGGUCCACCCUGUUCACCGGGCAUCGACUUUGAAGAUGAAUCUCAUUCAAAAUACGUGAGCGAUACAAGGACAAAAAUUCUUAUCGAUUCAGCAGAAGAUUCGGAAAUGGUUCGAACAGAAUAUAGACGUCCAAGGGAUGUCUUACUAUCUCUAGUAGGAGAAUUUCUCAGUAAAGCUUCAACAAGGCUUCAGGAAUUAUCCAAGAAACAAGCAAGUGAUGCAAAACCUAUUGAGUUGUUGGACGCCAAGUGUCAUAUAAGACUCGCGGACAUUGCACAUUCUCUGUUGAAAGUGUCACCAUACGAUCCUGAAUCAAUGGCGUGCAGAGGUCUUCAGCGUUAUAUGCAGUGCAUCCUUCCUAGAGCAGAAUGGUCGAAUGAUACAUUACGAAAUGCACUAGUUACUGUUUUAAGGCGACUUGAUAAAGUUUUCCUAAAGAUCUCUAAGAAGCCAUCCAUUAGAAGAAACACAGACUGGGAAGCAGCAGCUGGAUUGUUGAAGGGAAUCCACGAGACCAUUGUUCGGCAUCCUUAUGUGCUUCACUGGCAGCAUAUAAAGGCUCUUUUGAAUACUGUGCAGAAUCUUAUCAUAAACGAGCCGGGAGCUACUACUGAUGGAGUAUCGAGUGCCGGUGCAGCUUUGAUGUCCCAGAGUCCACCAGCCUUCUUCUGUUCAACUGUUGUUCGGUUGCUCUCACUUCAAGUAGUCAGUCCCGUCGAAGGCUUUUCACUGGAACAAAUGUGUGGUGGAGGAUCCGAAUUUGCCACCCAAGAAAAGGCUGAAGGGUUUUUAAUGCAUCUGCUCAUGCCAUUGUGCUUGAAAGUUUGUUCAGGACGCGGGGUUUCCGAUAUAGGAGAACUGAGACAAACGGACGUGUCUUACCUAGUUACUGUUGUGCUGAAUUCAAUGAGCCCACCAGCUGGACGAACUGGACAAGCCGUUGUCCAAAUAAAUCGAGCUGGAGGAGAUUUACGUGCAGGUUCUUUAACGUUUACAGGGAGCAGAGAUGCAAAACGUCCAGCUAGAAUAGCAGGGUCUUUGUAUCAAGCGGCAUUUUUGGCUCUACGAAUCUUAUGUAUAUGUUUUGAAACAAGACUGGCAAACGAGUGGCCUCGAAUCGCAAGGGUUAUGCGAGAUUUAGGACGUAGGAAUGAAGCAGCUCCGGAUUUAUGGAAUUUCAUGGAGUUUGUCGUUACGCAUCGAACUCCACUUUAUAUAGUAUUAAUGCCUUUUAUACUUCACAAGAUUUCACAACCGCCUAUCGGUGAUCAUGAGCGGCAUAUGCAAUUUUUGAUUCGUGAACGUCUCAGGGGAACGCCUCCUCAAGGCGGAAUCAAAUCUAAAGGAGCACUACUGCUCGAACUCGCCCGUGAAUUGAGAGACUUAAGAGAUGAACUGGAAGAAAAACGAUAUGAACCCAAUCGUCGCGAUACACAACAGCCCCAAGCUCAAUCGAAUGACGGCCAAAAGCACCAACAAAGGCCAUCAUUGAUUUCGCUCUUCACAGGAGCUGCCGGUCAACAGGGACACUCACAUGUCUCCACAGUUCAAACUAUUGAUUCACGCAGUGGUUCUGUUGGAAUGGCUACCCCAAGUGAUACUUUAUCUCAGCAAACACUACACCCACCGAGGGAGUCCUUGUCGAGCGGAUCAACUGGAACAAACAAAGAGCAUAUAACCAGUGACAGUCACAGUGUUGAAGGAACAACUCCCACUCCUAGUGCAACACACACUAGUGGUUCAGCAACUGUUAUUACUGGUGUCAUCGGUACCGGUUCCCUGCCUCAUCUUUCGCAUUCCCAAUCUAUGCAACAACAUCACUACAAAGCCCAGCCACCACGGCUUAGAUUUGUUUCAUCCGUAGAAUUCAGGCAUUCUUCUGGUGAAACUUCAACGACCCCAUUGUCUCCAGAAAGUCCUGCGGAUGAUAGUUCAUCGGAACACCAAAGGCCACGAUUACAACGAUCAAAAGCUUCUAGUCGCAAAACCUUCCGAUUGAAAAGAGGACGUGCUUCACACACAGAAAUCACUCCCCAUGCCGCAGAUCACCCCCAUACAUCACACGAACGUCCGAAGGCUGUUAACGAAAUAUCAUGGGAUUCAGUCUCACAAACCUCGUCUACAUCAGGCUACCGUGAUAACAAUAGUAUUCAGGCUGGACUUCUAUCACCAGACGGGUCCCUUGCCGGGGCAAAUUUGGGGCGGUCACCGUCACAACAUUCGUUAUUGAUGUUGUACGAAACACAGGACGAGGAUACACUUAUUUAAAAAGUUGAUUAGAUUUUUAAAAUUUUUUAUUAUACUUAUUACCUAUAACAAUUUACAUAUAGUAGAGUAUUACCAAACUUCCCCUGGCCUAAGUGUCAGCCUAUGCCAAAAGUUUGACGAAACGGGUUUUAGAAAGGAAACGAAGGUAGGACUUAUUCGAUUUAUUGAUCAGAAGAGUUAAAAUUCGCGAUGAGGAUACGACAGUUAGGAUAGAAAAGUAUUAAAUGUUAGAAAUAUAAAUAUUAUUGCUGUUAGUGUUGUGUCAAUUUUUAUAGUAACAUUUACCAAAUAAUUGCCAAAUUCUUAUGGUUAGCAAAGGUGCAUUGCUAGGAAAGUAGGUAAAAGUAGCUAAAGUAGCCAAGGUAGCUAAGGAUCUAAUUGAAUUGAAUGACUUGGAAGCGUUGAUGCCAAGUAUGAUACGGUAGAAUCAGUAUUAGCCAAUUGAAAUCGUUCAGGUAGAAGUAAUGUUACAUUGAAUUUUUAUCCCAGCGGUACAGAGUAUUACUUACGCGUGGUAUUUAGGAUCGGAUUGGAUACGUAUUAAAGGCCAAAUUUAUUAAUCCUUGCCAAAACAUCCGAAUAUUGGCCAAAGUAUUUCUGAAAUUUUAUAGAUAAAAGUAUUAACUAAAUGUCCUAUUUGAACAAUUAUUGUGAUGUGAUCGGAACACAUUAUCGAGUGAAUUGGUAAUGAUAAUCCUGUAACACUAGCCCAAUUAUAAUCCUUUAUAGAAACAUAUAUGUUAGUGGUUAUGCUUCCGAAUAUAAGAAAUAUUUAUGUU
Hermetia illucens (black soldier fly) is the source of this 10732-nucleotide messenger RNA. RefSeq names its product protein unc-80 homolog (gene unc80). Gene Ontology annotation, molecular function: monoatomic cation channel activity. Gene Ontology annotation, biological process: monoatomic cation homeostasis. The coding region runs from base 132 to 9953 and encodes 3273 amino acids. Gene Ontology annotation, cellular component: axon; cation channel complex. The record is from RefSeq and is a predicted model, not a curated record. Lineage: Eukaryota; Metazoa; Arthropoda; Insecta; Diptera; Stratiomyidae. The transcript has 45 exons.